Messenger RNA from Megalobrama amblycephala (Wuchang bream), 9568 nucleotides. RefSeq names its product POU class 2 homeobox 1b (gene pou2f1b). NCBI's taxonomy places the organism in Eukaryota, Metazoa, Chordata, Actinopteri, Cypriniformes, Xenocyprididae. Gene Ontology annotation, molecular function: RNA polymerase II cis-regulatory region sequence-specific DNA binding; DNA-binding transcription factor activity, RNA polymerase II-specific. The coding region runs from base 133 to 2316 and encodes 727 amino acids. Gene Ontology annotation, biological process: regulation of transcription by RNA polymerase II. The transcript is spliced from 16 exons. The record is from RefSeq and is a predicted model, not a curated record. Gene Ontology annotation, cellular component: nucleus.
GUCUUUUUGGGGGGUGGUUCUGGGUUCAAACGCACUGAUGGGAACUCUCAGAUCUGCCAGGCUGAUGCUGUGGGUGAGUGCAUCGGUGAGCCGCUGUAUUGUGUUUUGAGGAUUUGGGCUUAAAUAUUCAAAAUGGCGGACGGAGGAGCAGCGAGUCAAGAUGAGAGUUCAGGACCAGAUUCUAGAAUGAGUAAUCCAUCGGAAACAAGUAAAUGUGCAAUGGAGAGCGGGGACGAAAACACUGGUGCCCAAACAAAUGGACUGGACUUUCAGAGGCAGACUGUGCAAACAACAAGCGCAAUCACCAACGCACAUGCACAGGCCUUGCUCCAACAGUUGACUUUGACUCCAGCGCAGCAGCAGUUAUUGUUGCAGCAGGCUCAGGCUCAGCUCCUGGCAGCAGCGGUGCAGCAUUCAGCCGGCCAGCAGAGUAGCACUACAGGAGCCAGCAUCUCUGCCUCCGCUGCCACCCCCAUCACCCUCUCUCAACCCAUUCAGAUCACACCUAGCUCAACACUAAGGAUUUGCUCUGGCGGUAUUUUCACCUAUCCAGGGGAUGUCUCAAGUGUUAAACAGUUACAGCAGCUGCAACAGCAGCAGAACCUCAACCUGCAGCAGUUUGUGCUGGUCCAGCCGGGCCACCCCAUCGCAACACAGCUGCAGCCCGCGCAGUUUAUCAUCUCGCAGACGCCACAGGGCCAGCAGAGUCUCCUGCAAGCCCAGAACCUUCUAACACAACUACCUCAAAGCCAAGCCAACCUCCUGCAGACCCAGCCAAGCAUCACACUUGCCACACAGCCUGCGACACCCACACGCACGAUAGCAGCGACCCCCAUCCAAUCGACACCAAAGCACAUCGACACACCCAGCCUGGAGGAGCCCAGCGACCUGGAGGAGCUAGAGCAGUUUGCCAAGACCUUCAAACAGAGACGCAUCAAACUGGGCUUCACGCAGGGGGAUGUUGGCCUUGCCAUGGGAAAACUUUAUGGAAAUGACUUCAGCCAAACCACCAUUUCUCGCUUUGAGGCCUUGAACCUGAGCUUUAAAAACAUGUGCAAACUGAAGCCUCUGCUUGAAAAAUGGCUCAAUGAUGCAGUGCGCGCUGUUUGUGCAGAGAACCAGACGUCUGACCAGGCCCUGUCCAGUCCCAGCUCUCUUGGCUCGCCUGGGCUGGGCUUGGAGGGCCUGAACCGCCGCCGCAAGAAAAGGACCAGCAUCGAGACCAACAUCAGAGUGGCCUUAGAAAAGAGCUUUCUGGAGAACCAAAAACCUACCUCUGAGGAGAUCACCAUGAUCGCAGACCAGCUCAAUAUGGAGAAAGAGGUGAUCCGAGUAUGGUUCUGUAACCGCAGACAGAAAGAGAAGAGGAUCAACCCGCCCAGCAGUGGCAGCAUCGCCAGCACCCCUAUCAAAGCAAUCUUUCCUCCCACCACAUCUCUGGCACCAAGUACAGCCAGUCUUGUGAUGUUUAAGUUUUCACCGAGUACAGCCAGUCUUGUGACCAGUAACACACCGACUACGAUGACUGUAAACCCAGUUAUGUCUCUCACCAGCACUAGUGUCUCCAAUGUCGGUUUCACUGGCACAACUAUUGGCUCAGCUACUACUAACACUGCAUCGGUCAUCUCCACUGCACCUGUGGUCACCACCGCAGCAUCCUCUCCUUCGCUCAGCCCUUCCCCCAGCACAGUGCAGACGUCCUCCGCAGAGCAGGCUUCAGCUCAGGAGACGGUGACGGCAGUAAGUCAGGCACCUUCCUCCCUGGCAUCCACUCUGGGCACUGGGCAGGUGAUGGUGGCGGCACCCAGCCUCUCGGCUGCUCUGCAAGGAGCCGCCCAGCUGCCCACGAGCGCCAGCAUCGCUGCCAUGGCUGCAGCCGCUGGCCUCAAUCCUGGGCUCAUGGCAUCCUCACAGUUCACUCCUGGCGGAGCUCUUCUUAGUUUGGCACCAGGUGGUCUCGGAAGCGCUUUGAGUCCAGCACUGAUGAGCAACAGCACCUUGGCCACAAUCCAAGGUGUGUGGAGCGCUCUGGCAUCUAGUGGCACUCUGCCCAUUACAUCUCUGGACGGGAGCGGGAACUUUCUGUUUGCCAACACCAGCGCUGGCAGUACCCCUAACCUCGUGACGGCUCCGCUCUUUCUGAACCCUCAGAACUUAUCACUGCUUGCCAGUAACCCUGUCAGCCUAGUGUCUGCGGGAGGGGCUGCGGGUGCCGGAGCCCUUAACCUGCACAUCACCGCCGAUGCCCACCAGAGCGCUGUUACUACGGCAACUAUGCCCGCCUCCACCAUCACCACAGCCUCUAAGGCCCAGUGAAAGCUUAACCCACUCCUCUCCUCUUCUAGACCCCUUUCUUUAAUCUCUUGCUACCACCAAAAACAAACCCACUAAAAAGGAUUUAAUGUUGUUUUAACGUUAUUUUAAUGUUUAAGUUUGUAUGUUAUAACAUUACACAUAUCUUUUACACAUUAAUCCACAAUGUUUGGACCUCAUUGACGGUUUGACUUCAAACAAAUCAACAAUAAGCGAAUGUUGGCGUCACCACAGAGCUUGCAUCAGGAGAGCAGAAAUCUCCCUGGACAUUGUGCCAAGUCUCUGUGUGAUGCAAAAGCAUAUUCGUUUCCGCGAACUCACUCUUUCUCCCAUUUUCACGUGAUACCUCUUCUUCAGAGGUACUUCUGAAAUGCUUUUAACCAAAAAACUUUGUUUACUCUGUGUUGAAUGAUACCUUCUUACUGCUGACAGUAACCUCCUUUUCUUCACCGUAGAAAAAGGACACCUUAUGUUCUUCUGUCUAUGAUCUCUUCUCUUUCCACUGGAGAUCUUGCUUUACAUAUGUUCCUGUCCUCCUGGAACAUCUCCUUUUAGAUGCACAUCGUUUAUUUUUGUCAAACAGUGGGUUAGCUUUAUGUCCUAUAUCUUACUUACUUGUGGUUACAAGGCUUUAAAUGGAGUAAUAAGCGGCUGUGAUGCGGUUUCAAUGCUUUAAGGAAUCGUUUGACUGGCCUUUCUUUCUAGUGAAACACUUUCAAAUAUUGUUUUCGUAUAAGUUCGUAGAUUACUCAGUAGCAGAAGACUAGUCUGGGUCUGAAUCCUGACCCAGUCACGGGCUCACUUAAUACUUAAAAGCUUUAACGAAUUAUGAGAUGAUUCGUCAAGGAGGAGUUGUUCAGCGUGGGCAACAGUGACUGAGCAGUACCGUCUACUUUGAAGCUUCAGUAACUGAGAGCUUCGCAACUCUUGCGUUAGCAUCAGGAUGGUAAACCCUCCUCGAGGUCUUCCUAACAUGGGAUGUACUUUUGGUAUCGCCACCUGAUUGUGAAGGUGUAGGUCAAGCGAGAUAAAGUUGAGGUGGAUGAUAUUCAAGGUUGUUUUUGUUUUUUUUAGGGUCUUUGAUUUUCUACUUGUGCACAGUAUCUGUACCAAAAAACUGGAUUUGAGAACUGCAGUCUGCUCGGUUUUUAGCAGAACUUCUGUCACGCUUUAAGAGGUCUUUAUUUCAGAGGUCUUUGUAUUGCCUCUAUUUCAAGAUAUACCAAAAAUCUUUGUUAUACCUGUUGCUGUAUAUUGCUACUGUAGCGUAGUUUAAGCCUAAAUAUUUAUGAGCAAAGGCUCUCGGUAGACCACAGGAAAUAUAAUGCAAUAUUUUGAUCUUUUCCAAAGACAAAAACAGUUCUUUUUCUUUCUUUUAUUUGAGAUGGCUGUCCCUCCUCAAUUUUGUAGUGUCAGUGCAACUAACCAAAUAGAUCAGUCGAGAGUAGGAUGUGAUACUACAGCAAAGUACCGGUUUGAGGUUUGGGAUUGUACCUUCUGUUAGUCAUUAAUGAGGACUUUGAGUGAGAAAUGGGGGGAGUUUUCUUCCCAUUCUGUUCAGAUAAUUGAAAAUUGUAAACGUGCGUGUGUUGGAAGUAAUGCAAGUGUGUUCUUACCUGACAGGCUUUUUGAAUAUUUCCCUUUUUUUGUAGUUACAAGGUGCAGAUUAAGUCCUCUGUAAUCUGAAAUCAGGGCUGUCUCUAAAAUUCACAGGGACUUCUCGUUCCCCCAGGCCCAGUGCGCUGGCUAUACAAUAGAGCAGUGGUUUUCAAACCUGGUCCUGGGGACCCACUGCUCUGCACAUUUUGAAUGUCUUUCUCAUCGGACACAAUCAGUUGAGUUUAGGGAUGCACCGAAAUGAAAAUGGCACCAAAAAUGCUUUUUAAAAAUUGUUUAUAUUUUAUUUUAAAUUAGUUUUUUUUUUGUAUAAUAUUAGUAUUAAUAUGAGACUUUUUAAGGAAAUUCAAUAAUUUUAAUUUACUGAAUAUAAAAAAAAAAACAAGCCAAUAAAAAAAUCACAUUUUUGAAAAUAACACUAAAAUUAGACAAAAAAAUAUAUUAUUAAAUAUCAAUAUAUUAUCCUUUAUUCAGUUCUAUGCAACAGAUUUAACAUUUAGUUUUUGACCAAUUGUUCAAAUAAUGUAUAGUCCUACAAAAAGCAAAGUAUGUGAGCAGUGCAUAACAGUGAGCGGAUCAGUGAACGAGAGGGUAGCGUUAUUUUUCCAGCGAGGCUAUACCACACCAUGUUACAGCACAUUAGGGCUAUUGAAAACAGAAACGAGUAUACUACUACAUAGAAAUGUCAUGUUGGCGCAUUAUUUGAAUGGACUUUGCUUUUCAGAUGAGCAUGAGUGGUACAUGAGUGGACGUCACACUGUGCAGUUAUAACGGCUAGAGCGAGAAUGAAAUCUGAGUGCUGAACACUGAGGGAUGGGGCGGCAUAUAUUUUUGGCUCAUAUUUUCAGCCGUUUUUCCUCUUUCAGUCAAAAACCGAAAAUGCCAUUUUUGCCACCCCUAGUUGAGUUCAUGGAGCUCUGCUAAAUAAGGGAGAUGUACAAAAUGUGCAGAGCUGUGGCUCUCCAGGACUAGGAUUGAAAACCAUUGAUGGUUCCCAAUCCUGGUCCUGGAGUACCCUCAGCACUUCACAUUUUAGAUAUCUCCCUAAUCAAACAACUUAUCAGCUUGAUUCAACUUAUCAGCUUCUUAGUAAAGACUCCAAGACCAGAAAUGGGUGUGUCAAAUAAGAGAGACAUCAAAAAUGUGCAGAGUUGGGGGGUUCUCCAGGCUCCGGGUUGGCAACCACAGCCAUAUAGGACAGCACUGGGCCUGAAAUAUCCAUUAUAAAAGGGGCGAGAACGUAAUUAGGGGGUUUAGCCGGAUGGUCUCUUUUGUUUUUCCCUACCAAUGUAAUGCAGCCAUGAUGUAAAGCUUGAACCAAAGUCGAUUUCUCACUAGCUGCUGUGCCUGUGUGGGCCAGUGCAAUGCUGACCACACUUUCACUACUCACUACUGACAAACUUUACCAUCUAUGACAUUUCUUUUAAACCCUAUUCUAUCAACUUGCAUUGACCAAGAAAUCGUGUUCGGCUUUAUGAAGAAAUAUAGCCUCUUUAGCGCAGCGCUAACUUGCUUUAGCUCUCGAUAUCAAAGCAUUUAACGAUCCAAAGAGAAUCUUAAGGGCCUUGUGUUUAAGUGCUGUUGAGAUUUUGGGAGUCUGUGUCCUUCAUUUCAUUCACCUACCUUGUGAGUCUUUGUUUUGGAUGUGAUCUCAACACAGAUAAUGUGUUUCAACGAAUGAAUAGCAAUAGAAAUAUCAAGAGUCCACCAAAAUCCAGAAAAACCUGUGGAAGUGCAAAAAGGCUCUGAAAUUGCUCCAUGGGACAAGAAGGUUGAUUUUUUUUUUUUUUUUUUUUUUUUUUUUUUUUUUUUUAUUAUUAUUAUUAUUUCAUUGGUACAUUGUCUAGACUUGGAUUUUUUUUUUCUUAAAUAACCAAUAGAUACAGGCAUUCUGGGAGAAUUACAGUAGUAUUACUGUAGCAUUGCUGAGUUCUGUCACAAAGAGGUCAGAGGUAUCCCCUUAUUGUCCCUUUUGUCAUUUGUUACUGUGUCCCUUUGUCUUUUUUUUUUUAUGAUUCUUUUUGUUAGCAUUGCUAGUUGUUUUAUUGUAAUAUAAUUUGAAAUACCUCAGCAGCACUUACAUAAAAGGUUCACUUUAGGCAAAAGACACCAGUAGUCAACUCCAGAAUGUACAAAAGCUGUUUCUAACAGUCAAUUUUUCAAACAACCAACGUGUAAAACAAAACUACAAAGUAUAACAGGAAAUUCUGUAAUAAUAAUGUCACAUAAGUCUACUACUGCUAUUUCAAGUACUACUACUUAAAAGGGUUUGUCCAGGUUAACUUGUAAUGAAUAUUUUGUUAUCCUACUUGCCAAAGUAAAAAAAAAAAGCCUUUGUCUUUGCGGCUGGGUCUUGUUGCUGCUCAUUCCGCUGGUUCUGUCCGGAAAUUUCAACGUAGCCUCUCUGGAUAUGUAGAUUUAUGUGUUGUUUUGCGCAUUAGUGUCAUGACCCGGUGGUCGCCGGGACUGUGGGGAGUUACUGAUAUAUUUAUCUGAGGAAUGACUCAAGAUUAGAGAACUUCUUUUCUAAAUUCUAUAUAUAUUCACUUAUGUAAGAUGCUCCAUAUUUUAUAUUUGAACUAAUAUCUAGUUUGAAUGUAGUGUUUUUGUCAUGCUUAUUCACUAAAAGGAAAAAAACAAAAACAAAAAAUUAUUUCAUUUAUAUUAUAGCUAUUCUUAAAAAAAAAAAAAAAAGUCAAGACCAAAAAUCGCAACCACACCCUUGUGAUGUGGGAGUGGCUGCCCACAUUAACAUGUUGUUUAUUUGAGUGGGAGGGGCUUGUGAUGGUGCUCUACAACAAAGCCCCCAGCUUUAGUUGACGUAACAGACUUGAUAGCACCAAAUUACUCUUAAUUUUAUUUUUUAAAUUUGGUUGUUUUCACUUUUUAUGUUUUUCAUUUGCCAUGUUGCUUUUUAACAAUCUUUAACAAUCAUUUGAAUUUACUUACUUUAUGCCUUUUUUGUAUAUCAUGAGGGAGCAACGUCACUGGCUUUCUUAGUUUGACAAACUUGUGUUUAUCAUUUAUGCCUUACUAUUAUUUGAGAGUUUGACACAUUGUAGCAAACUGUAAUAUGCUGAUGUGAGAGAUGAUUUUGUUUGGUUGUGAAUUUGUGUGUGCGCACGUGUGAACGAUGAUGCAACAGAGCAUGCACCAAUGUCAAAACUCACACGGUGCAUAUCAACCAUGAAAAUAACGCUGUGAGUUUUAUUUGUGUUUUGUGAUAUUUUGGAAGUGUUGCUACCUAUUAUGUAGGUAUAAUUCAAGGAGGUUGGAUACCUGUUAAAAGCUUUACUAAUAACUCAACUCCAGCUGAUAUGUAGGGGGCGCUAGUGGUGCAUUACUUUAAAAGAUGAUACUUUAGAGAGGUUCUUUCUGACUUCAUAUCUCAAAAAUGUGUAUUUUUAGCGAGACUCGUUUGUCGGAAAUACAGGAUUUUUUUUUGUUUAAGUGGAUAUAAAGAAGCAUCAUACAUCAUUUGAUGCAACUGACCACUUGGCUGUAAAUGAUAUCCUUUCGAACCUGUGUGCACAUGAGAUGUUUCAGAUGUGAUUUAUCUAAGGAUGUUGAACCUGGCAACAGCUCUAUACAUUUGAAGCUGUUGCAGAUCCUGAUUUUGGCACUUGAUUUUGGCGUGUGUGGAUGCUCUGACUUGUGAUUGGAUAGUUUCUUGAUUGUAGCAGGGUUUGCCACUGUAGACCCUCAGUCUAGUGACAAAAUAGGAUAGUUUCAGAAGAGGUCAUGCACCAGAGAGCCGAGCGAGAGCUGAUCUGAGUAAAGGAGCUGUUGUAUACCUCAUUUAUAACUCGAAACUGAGUAAAAACUUGCUUUAAUCUACUUCAAAAGAUGAAAUAAAAAAAUAAAAUAAAAAAAGAUGUGUCCCAUAACAGAAGCCUGCAGAUGUCUGUUUUUAAGUUUGGAGCGAGGAACCAGAUGGAUACCCAGAAGGCUGCAUGCAUAUAGGAAGCCCAUCCCACUUAUUUAUAUUUUACUUUUAUACAAAUUUAAGUUCACGUUAUAGUUCCUUAUUCAUUUUAUACCAAAGCUUUUUUUUUUUAUGAUUUGACAAUCGUCGUCUUAUGAAACCCCAACAAUUAUUCGCAGGGUGUGCGCUGUUUGUUCUGGGUUUGCGGUCUGCUUGUUCCUCACCUUCUCAGUGGUAACCAAAGACUUUUAAAGUGAUUGUAUGGACUAAACUCUCUCUCUCUCCUAGUGCCCUGCCUCAACCAUUAGCUUGGGGUUUGAGAUCGUCGGUCACGCAUGUGGCCGAGUGGCUGGGGUUUAGUAGAAAGAGGAAGAAAAACAGCUCUGACGGCUUCUGGAAAGGACUUAAAGUAACCCCUCACGGGCUGGGUGAUGUUUAUUAAUAUAUACGCUGAAGGAUGUCCUGGGCUCACUGCAACUUGCUCAGGAUAAACUGUCCUCUGGAGUUCCACUCUGUGGCUGCAGCAAGGCAAAACUGUUUCUAUGAUUGUCUACAGAAAACAUGCAACGCCUCUCCAUAGUCGUCUUUUAGGUGCCGUCGUCCCGUGGUUUCACUGUUCUGUCGAUGUCUUUAUCUAGCUUUGCUGUUUCCACUCUCAUGAUUUCAAUUGGUUUGAUCAGCUUUGCAACUAUGCAUCGUUGUCCUCCAUCCUGCAAGGGCGGCGUCUGUGUGACACGGCCCUUUUCAGAUGGAUUUUGAUAGUUUUAUUGCAAGUGGAGGGUCGAAAGCAACUAUAAGCUCUAUCCCAAAGCAAAAAUAUCCAAAUAUGAAAUGUUUUACAAAUGCAGAUACCAAAGAUUACUCUGUUCUUUUUCCUCUUCCUUCCCAAACCCUUCAGCUUGUGUAUUAAGAAACAGAACCCAGCUCUGACAGUAGUCCUAACCUCAGUAAUUCCAAAGCUUAGAUGUAUAUUUUGGUAUUUUUCUGAGAUGCUUAUGGGGAAAAAAAGUUUGUCGUUUUUAAUUUUCUUGUUCGUUGGAUCUGUUGCUCUUUUUCUGUCACAGCAUGGAAUUUAACUGCAAAACUGUCUUACUGUAGGUUAAAGAAAUAGUAUUUUUGUAUGUUUUUGGAUGUAUCAAUGUAUGUGAUAUCAGUUUCACUGCCCAACUUAUCAUUGUUUUUAAAACAAAAGACAGGAAAAAAAAAAAGGUUAGGUAAAAAAAAAGGAAAAAAAAAAGACUGUAAAUAAUACUUUACUCAUUGAUUUCAAAAGAAAUCCCUCUCUGUACUCUCAUUUCCAUAUUUCCGACGGCUAAAGCUCAAGGAAUGUGUUCCAUUUUUUUCACCCUGUCUCAUACUGUAGAUUGUACUUCUAUAUCUCCUUCAGAACGCUGUAACUCACUGUUGUAAUAGUGAUGAUUGGUUGGGUUCUGAGUAUCACUACAGACCUGAACUCUAGUGCCACUCGUGGCCUGCUAUCAAGCGAACAUACACCCAAGACUGAACGCUAAAUGGCUACAUCGCUGUAGCUUAGAACUGAAUGAUUGUGUAGAAUAUAAGUAUGUGAAUCAGGAUACAUGGUAGAUUUGAUGCAUUUGUCUGCUGUAUUUUGUUUGUUUUUUAUAUAUAUAUAAAGAUAAUCUUUUACUGUAACUGUACAGUUCUCUUUUGUUGUAAACAUCAUUAAACCAUUUUCCAAGUGUUUUAAUAUUC